AUGUCGCCCAAGUCUAACGUUUUGCUGUUUGGUAGCGGGGGUGUUGGAACAAUUGCUGCGCUGAAUCUUGAGGCCGGUGGACAAGCAAACGUCACUGCUGUCUUGAGGUCGAAUUUCGCACACGUGCAGAAGAACGGCUUUCAUAUCAAGUCCUGCGACCAUGGAACCGUAACCGGAUGGAAGCCUUCAAAAAGUCUAUAUCAAAUACACCCUCCCCUCGUCAACUCCGUCCCGGACACCUACGGCGAUCCCACCCUCCCAGCCUUCGAUUUCAUAGUCUGCAGCACCAAAAACGUGCCCGACAACCCACCGGGACUGGCCGAGCAGAUCAAGCCCGCCGUGACGCCAGGGCACACGACAAUCGUGCUGCUCCAAAACGGGCUGAACAUCGAAAAGCCGCUGUUCGCAGCCUUCCCCACGAACCCGGUGCUCAGCGGCGUGAGCAUGAUCGGCUCGCACGAGGUCGCGCACGGCGUCAUCGAGCACGACGACAAAGACCGCGUGCUGCUCGGGCCCUUCCACAACCCGGCGCUCGACCGCGCCGUCGAGGAAGCCGCCGCCAGGAAGUUCGUCGACAUUUAUAGCGCCGCGGGCAAGACGGACUGUGUGUUUACGGCUGAUGUGGGCUUCUCGCGCUGGCGCAAGCUGGUCUAUAAUUCUUGCUUGAAUAGCAUUUGCGCUAUUACGGGCCUCGAUACCGGGCGCAUACGCUUGGCGGAUGGCGCGGUGGAUGCCCUGGUUAGGCCCGCGAUGGAGGAGAUUAGGGCUGCGGCGAAGGCGGCGGGGUAUGAGCUGCCGCCUGAAGUGGUGGAUACGAUGAUCAACAUUGAUCCGUUGACCAUGUAUCUGCCACCGAGCAUGCUGAAUGACUUGAGAAAGGGCAAUUUUAUCGAAGUCGAAAAUAUACUGGGAGAACCGUUGCGCGAAGGUACGGCGCUGGGCGUCCCAAUGCCGACGCUCACGGUGCUGUAUGGCAUUUGCAAAACUAUCCAAUGGAGAACGAAAGAACAGCGUGGGCUGGUGCAGAUACCUCCCAAAGACAACUUCGUCAAAGACAGCUAGAGUUGCAAGGGCCGAGAUAUGGGAUGCGGCUGAAUAUGUUGUCAAGUGCUGUGGUCUAGAAUAGAAACCUAGAGAAACUUUUGUACCCUGAAAAGUUGGAAACCAUAGGGUACGUGGAAUUAGAAAAAAUGAAGCACC
Molecule: messenger RNA, 1200 nt
Organism: Aplosporella prunicola CBS 121167
Lineage: Eukaryota; Fungi; Ascomycota; Dothideomycetes; Botryosphaeriales; Aplosporellaceae
Exons: 3
Coding region: 1-1062 (353 amino acids)
Biological process (GO): pantothenate biosynthetic process
Cellular component (GO): cytoplasm
Molecular function (GO): 2-dehydropantoate 2-reductase activity
Source: RefSeq, a predicted model, not a curated record